UUGUAAAAGUGGGAGGAGUCAUACUCCGCACUUGCGAACUGAAAAAUUUAAGCUUUAAAAGUCGCUGCUUUCUUAUAUUGCAAAUUCUAUAGUAUUUGUUAUUUAUUUCAUUGCAGUUUUUACUUUUAAUUGAACUACAUUGUUUAGCAAAAAUAUUUAUGUUUUAAACUUAACACAAUUAAGCUUAUUUUAUUAUAUUAUGGCUGAAACCGAAGCACAUUUAAAUACUGAAAACAAAAAGUCUAGAUUAGUUUUUUCAAACAUAAAAAUAGACACAUCGUAUUUCAGUGAGUGGAUAGGUCGAAUUAAAUUAUUGCAACUUGUUUUAGUUACUUUAUCAGGAUGCUUAACACCUGCUGUUGUGGGGUUUUUUUUUACACGUUUCACCUUUUUUAUAUUUAUAACAUGGACAACGUUUAUGUAUGUUUGUUUGGACAUUAUAUUGCAUAUGCUGAUGUUCUGGCAAAAGUUGCCAAAAAAUUUUCCAAUGUCUCAAGUUCUUAUGAUACUUGAUUUAGUUGCUGCAAUUCUAUGGAUGAUAACAAGCAGCCUAAUUGCAUCUGUGUCAAAUUUUCUUCCAGGUAAUGGGCAUGUUUUAUCUGCAUUGUCAUGCACUUUUGGAUUUUUUACAAUGGUAACAUUUUUUGUUGAAGCAUAUCUCAGAUUGUAUGCUGAAAAAUAUAAAAAACGAGACUCAGCAAUAGCUGUUCCUCGUAAUUCGUUUUCCUCUGAUGAACGUGAAGCAGAUACGGGUUCUAUUAGCGGAAGACUUGAGUAAUAAAUAUUUUUUUUUAAAAAAAGGGACUUCUUUUAAAUUUUA
Messenger RNA from Hydra vulgaris (swiftwater hydra), 820 nucleotides. The record is from RefSeq and is a predicted model, not a curated record. NCBI's taxonomy places the organism in Eukaryota, Metazoa, Cnidaria, Hydrozoa, Anthoathecata, Hydridae.